UCGACCGUAGGGAAACUAUCAAACACAUCUGCCAGCUCAUCUCUUCAGCUUUCUUUCCUCUUUUCUCAGCAAUUUCCUUGUUUCCUAGGUCAAAUCAUCUUGUUCUUUCGAUAUCAGCUAUUUUCACGAAAGCGUUGAACGCAACCAAUCCUCCUGACGACUCUUCAAGCUUCCCAAGUUUUCAACGUUCUUUCAGCAACCCUAACCGCCAUCAUGUCUGUCCCUAGCUACGGUGCCAUGCCUUUGAGCAAGAUGUUCCUCCUCGUUCGUAUCUUGCAGGCUCUCUGCAUGGUAGUCGUUAUCGGUGUCUGCAGCAACUUUGUUCAGAUGAUCGUUGUUACUGGCGCUGAGCCGCCUAAGGAGUUCGUCGGUACUCUCACUGUUACCUGUGUUGCGACCCUCUACAUUAUGGUCAGCGUCGGCUACUACUGGUCCUUUGCCAACCUUGGCCUCCUCGUUAUGGCCGGCAUCGACUCGCUGCUACUCAUCGCAUUCAUCGUAUGCGCGGUCACUCUUGGCAAGCCGUUGAGCUACCUUAACUGCUAUGUAAUCGGCAAGUCUUCGUAUGAAGUCGAUGCAGCCAACGCCUACGCAUUCGUUACCACUGCCACCCAGAACAUGAAGGACUGGAGCGGUUCCAGUGUGUGGAAUUGGGCUGGCACAACAAAGAGCAACUGUUUCCAGGGCAAGACGAUCUGGGGUCUGAGCAUCGCUCUCUGCAUUCUCUUCACGACCUCUUGCGCUCUUCUACCUACCCUCUGGUACAAGAACAAGAAGGCGACUCCUGCACCCAAGUCUGUUGAGGAGGCCUGAGCACAACCUACCACUACAAUAUGGGUCCUGGCAAGCUACGGCAUGCCUCAUGUGAUGCAGCCACAUCUUCCCCCUGUACUUCAAUUAUCAAAAAACAACUGCAUUGCGCGGCGUCUGGGUCUGUUUUUUUACUGUCGCUACCGAUUCACUGUCCUUUCCUUGAGAGGAAACGGAAUGCAGAUAUUGCAGGUCGAUAAUCAUAAUGAAUCAAAUCAUUGCCG
Boeremia exigua is the source of this 1034-nucleotide messenger RNA. RefSeq lists its product as uncharacterized. The transcript has 3 exons. Bases 214 to 813 code for a protein of 199 amino acids. The record is from RefSeq and is a predicted model, not a curated record. NCBI's taxonomy places the organism in Eukaryota, Fungi, Ascomycota, Dothideomycetes, Pleosporales, Didymellaceae.